Nipponia nippon (crested ibis) is the source of this 2802-nucleotide messenger RNA. NCBI's taxonomy places the organism in Eukaryota, Metazoa, Chordata, Aves, Pelecaniformes, Threskiornithidae. The record is from RefSeq and is a predicted model, not a curated record.
AUGGCUGCCUACCUGCAGUGGCGCCGCUUCGUCUUCUUCGACAGAGAGGCGGUGAAGGAGCCGCCGGGGCCGUAUGGGGCCGGCGGGAAGCCCUUCGCGCUGCCCUCGGGCAUCGCGGUCUGCGACUCGGGCCCGGGCGGCCCCGGGGCGGCUCUGGUUCUGGUUCUGGUGGGGGAUAUGGAAGGUCAGAUUUGGUUUUUGCCUCGCUCCCUUCAACUCAGUAGUUUCCAAGCUUACAAGCUCCGGGUGACGCAUCUGUACCAGCUGAAGCAGCACAGUAUCUUGGUUUCUGUUGGGGAGGAUGAAGAGGGUAUUAACCCCUUGGUUAAAGUCUGGAACCUGGAGAAACGAGAUGGUGGCAAUCCUCUUUGCACACGAAUUUUUCCAGCAAUACCAGGUAACAAGCCCACAGUUGUAUCCUGCCUAACCGUCCACGAGAAUCUUAACUUUAUGGCUAUUGGCUUUGCAGAUGGGAGCGUUGUACUUACAAAAGGAGACAUCACUCGAGACCGGCAUAGUAAGACGCAGAUCCUACACGAAGGCAGUUAUCCGGUUACUGGCCUCGCUUUCCGACAGUCUGGCAAAACAACGCAUCUGUUUGUGGUGACCACAGAGAACAUCCAGUCUUAUAUGCUUUCAGUGAAAGACUAUCCUCACCUGGAGCUGGACACUCACGGUUGUGGACUGCGCUGCUCAUCUCUCAGUGACCCCUCCCAGGAUCUCCAGUUCAUUGUGGCAGGAAACGAAUGCGUGUACCUUUAUCAACCAGAUGAACGUGGCCCCUGCUUUGCCUUCGAGGGACAAAAGCUGAUUGUUCACUGGUAUCGGGGGUACCUUGUCAUUGUCUCCAAGGACCGAAAGACUUCUCCAAAGUCAGAGUUUGCUGGGAAUGAGGCACAGAAUUCGGACAAACAGGUCCUGAAUAUCUAUGACUUGUGCAACAAAUUCAUUGCAUACAGCUCAAUCUUUGAUGAUAUAGUGGACGUCUUAGCAGAGUGGGGUUCUCUGUAUGUACUGACCAGAGAUGGGAAGAUUCACGUACUGCAGGAGAAGGAUACGCAAACCAAGCUCGAGAUGCUAUUCAGAAAGAACUUAUUUGAAAUGGCCAUUAACCUGGCCAAGAGCCACCACUUGGACAGCGAUGGUUUGUCAGAGAUUUUCCGGCAGUAUGGCGAUCAUCUGUAUAACAAGGGGAACCAUGAUGGAGCCAUCCAGCAGUAUAUCCGAACUAUAGGGAAGCUGGAACCGUCUUACGUUAUUCGGAAGUUCCUGGACGCUCAGCGUAUCCACAACCUCACUGCUUAUCUGCAGACGCUCCACCUGCAGUCCCUGGCCAAUGCAGACCAUACUACACUUCUGCUGAAUUGCUAUACCAAACUCAAAGACAGCUCGAAACUGGAGGAGUUCAUUAAGACGAGUGAGAGCGAGGUCCACUUUGAUGUGGAAACGGCCAUCAAGGUGCUUCGUCAAGCGGGUUACUACUCCCACGCUGUGUACCUGGCAGAGAAGCACGCGCAUCAUGAAUGGUACCUCAAAAUCCAGCUAGAGGACAUCAAGGUGAGGAGACGUUACUGCUCCCGUCUGCCUUUUGAUCAGGCAGAGAGUAACAUGAAGCGGUAUGGUAAAAUCCUGAUGCACCAUGUCCCUAACGAGACCACGGAAUUGCUGAAGAUCCUCUGCACUGAUUACCAGCCUUCGGGAGACAAUGAAGGCCCUGGGAUGCUGGAAGGAAAAAAGGCUAAUUCAGAGGAGUUCAUUCCAGUCUUUGCAAACAACUCCCGAGAACUGAAGGCUUUUCUGGAGCACAUGACUGAGGUGCAGGCUGACUCUCCGCAGGGUGUCUAUGACACUUUACUGGAACUUCGACUCCAGAACUGGGCACAUGAACAAGAUGAGCAGAUCAAGGAGAAGCUGCACAAUGAAGCCCUCACCCUCCUGAAGAGUGGAAGGUUCAAAACGGUCUUUGAUAAGGCCUUGGUCUUAUGUCAGAUGCACAAUUUCAAGGAUGGUGUCCUCUACCUCUAUGAGCAGGGCAAACUUUUCCAACAGAUCAUGCACUACCACAUGCAGAACGAGCAGUACAAGAAGGUGAUUGAGGUGUGCGAGUUGUAUGGAGACCAAGAGGCUUGUCUCUGGGAACAGGCUCUCGGCUACUUUGCACGGAAGGAGGAGGACUGCAAAGAGUAUAUCGCUGCGGUGCUGAAACACAUUGAGAACAAGAAUCUUAUGCCUCCGUUGCUUGUUGUGCAGACGCUGGCUCAUAACUCCACAGCCACACUGUCUGUGAUCAAGGAUUAUCUUGUCAACAAGCUGCAGAAGCAGAGCCGCCAGAUAGAGCAGGAUGAGCAGAGAAUUCAAAAAUACCGAGAAGAAACUACAAGGAUCCGCCGGGAGAUUGAAGAGCUAAAAGCAAGUCCCAAGAUCUUUCAGAAGACCAAGUGCAGCAUUUGCACCAGCGCCCUGGAGCUGCCUUCAGUCCACUUCCUGUGCGGUCAUUCCUUCCACCAGCACUGCUUUGAAAGCUACUCUGAGAGCGACUCCGAAUGUCCUACUUGCAUGCCAGAAAAUCGCAAAGUGAUGGACAUGAUCCGAGCCCAGGAGCAGAAGAGAGACCUGCACGACCAGUUUCAGCAUCAGCUCAAGUGUUCCAACGAUGGCUUCUCCGUUGUUGCCGACUACUUUGGUCGAGGCGUCUUCAAUAAGCUCACCCUCAUCACCGACUUGCCCUCGGGAAAGGCGGCUGCGACUAUUGAGGCUGGCCUGCAGCGGGAGCUGCUCAUCCACACCAAGCGCAGUACCUGA